CGUUGGAGUCGCACACGUGUGAUCCAAGUUCCAGUAGGCAGUUGGGUUUCGAAGUACGCUAUAACAUAAAACAGACUGUGGCAUGCGGCUAGAAACAAGCACAAUGCUAUGUAAUGUCUUAAAAUUGUAGUCAACGGUGAAGGGGGGUCAAGGAGGUGCUUCUUAGCAGCUAACAAGCUGUUUUUUUUCCGAUGUUGGGAGGUGCACGGCCAUAAGAAGACAUGCCCGGACGUGUCCUGUGAAAUAUAGGCCGAGCUCUCAGUUGCUAGCAUAACGAACAUGGAUUGGAAUAAAUUCCCGCACCAGCUCUUUCCCAGUUUUUACAACACUGGACCUCCGAAUGCCAAAGCCGCAAUCGACGUAGGAGGCUGGGGACAGUACGGCCAGGUGCUUGAAGUCAACCACUGUCUGUCUGAGCACGCUCCUGGUCAGUUGGCAGAUUUGAAGUUUGAAGCGCAGCACAAAGUGAAGGGAGAGACAUGGAGACCAGUCGAACCGACUGUAGCACCUUUCUUGCCACCUAAUAAAGCUGUCAGGAUCUUCCCAGGUCAUCCCUCAGCAGCAAUGGACUUCCCUGAACAUAUGCAGAACUUCUACUUGGAAAAUUCUCAGGAUGCCUUCGGUACAAUGAGCAGUCUUCUAAGAGAGCAUUUUUACUUUGGCCAGCAGAGUCUGAAAGGACCCAAAAGGGAGAAUACUGUCAAGAUGGGCAGGAUGAAGCAUUUCUUAAGUGGUGUGAAAUAUAAAAAGUGCCCUGUUACAUAUGUUGGAAAGGAGGCCAGGCUCUAUAGUCACCUGUUCGACAGUGUCAUCCACGACAUUCCUCCCACGCUUUUGGCCGAGCUCCUGCACGAGGAGUUGGUCACGCAGAAGGAACGUGAGCAGUUCAACGAGGUGGCCACCGGGGGUGCUCUAGGUUACUUUCCCCUCGAAGUGUCAGACAUCUCACAUGGGGGCUGUCUCGUGUAUCCCGGAGAAGCUUCCCUCAGCUCCCUCAACUUCCACAAGGUGGUGUUAGAGUUCGACAAGAAUAAGCCUCCCCGGCUCAGCUCCAAGGAAGAUCCGUUCACCAUCAUCCUCAAUGGGACGAUCCGGCAGAUCAGUGUUGGCAGUAUGCAGGAGUGUGUUCACAUCGGGGUGCGCUCGGACUACCUCUGCGGCGUAUGGAUGGCCAGCUACACUCAGCAGCCCCUGCUGCUGGAGGUGGUCCAGACCCAGCGGGUCGCCACAUGCAUCAGCGUCAGUCCCCAUAUACCGGGAGAGCUGCUGGUGACCAGUGAGGACGGGGCUGCCUAUCUCUGGACACUGGGAAAGGGCUUGCUGAAAUUCCGUGAGGAGGAGGGGAACCUGUACUUCAACGCCCAGUCGUCGUGGCGAUGGUGCGACUUCUCCGCCCACCCGAGAGUGAUGCAGUAUGCAGACAGGACGGGGGUGGAGCUUACAGACACCAGGACUCCAGAAAAUUGCAGCUACACUCUGUUUCGCAUCGGAGAAACUCCAGACUGCAAGAGGGGAGAGCGGGUGAUCUUGACUAAGUACCUGAAUGACGUGCAUGAUUAUCACCACCUCGUUACCACACAGCAUUCCUGUUACAUCAUGGAUGAGCGGUUUCCCUGUCUGCCCAUGGUCAAGUGGGAGCACAUGAUGGCGGACCCGCCCAUGUUCGCCCAAGUCCUGCCUGGCUCGGCGCGGGGCAGAAGCAACAAGGUGCUGCUUGGCUCCCAAUGCUCCCAGGAGCUGAUGCUGCUGCAGUAUUCUGGUGGUGGAGAAACUGCCUGCUGUUCUGUGGGUCCCCCUCAGAAACUGUUGAUCCCCAGAGACAGCCUGAGCCACCUCCCAGCCCACAUCCCCCACAGGCAGCAGAGGGCUCAGGAAAGACUGAGGAUGCCCGCUGCUGGUGUGACCUCCAUACGUAGUGGCAGGGCUGAGGAGUACCUCUUUGUGCUGCAGCUGUCUGAGGCCGGGGACAUAUUCUACCAGAUGCUGACACCGCAGCCUGACCAGGUCACCGCGGACACGGUGACCUCAGGGAAACGCUCAGUGGACCAGGGUAGCGGAGAACCCUUGGAACCUGAGUUUGCGAGCAAGGGGAACGGGACCGCCUCGUGGGAGUUGGAGGCGGCCGUUAGCGAUGGGGACGGUGAGGACACAGAGACACAAAACGAGCACCGGUCCCCUGUCGCUGAGGACCCCGCCUCCUUGUCUGCGCACGCGGGCUCCGGCAGAGAUGUGACGAGCCUGGCGGCGCCCAGCAAGAAGGUCCUGUCCAGGUGGAAAAGGUGGCUGGAGGCUCUUUUCCACCGUCCGGAACGUUGCGCAAAGCACAGGCAGUCCCUCUGGACCCUAAAAACCAAGGAGUUCCUCUCUAGUCGGAGACCCCUGCAGGACUCUGCGCGGGACGACUUGCUGGGGAACCUGAGGAGGGACCUCGGGGGAGCUAUGAGGAGGAAAGGGGUGUUGGUCCGCGGCUCUGUGUGCCUGCCGCCCCCCGCGCUGGCCCCCCUCCCCGACCCUGUGGCACCGGCGGAGUGGCCCGACGACCUGAGCCAGCGGCUGACGGCGUCCUGGGAGGGGCAGUGGAAGAGCUGGUGGGAGGAGAAGCUGGGGAUGAACCGCGAGGAGAAGGUGGCGGCCCUCCGGAGGAAGAGGCGGAGGGAGAAGCUGGCCCGGGCCGGCCGCCGCGUUGGCCUCUCCGGGAGCUUCACCUCCUCCCUCAGCUACCAGUCUGACCUCGACAGCCUCUCGGGCUGGUCGUCGGCCGCCAGCCUCGCCGGGGACAGCCAGGGGGCUUGUUCGGACGUGGACGGCGCGGCUGCUGGCUUCUCCAGCCAGGACGCCUGCUCCGAGCCCAAGAGGGCAAACCCACCCCCCUCGGAGAACAGGUCCAUGACCUUGCCGUCCCAGCCAGCGGAGAAAGCCGGCAGCCCUUCGACCGGUCAGAGGCCCACGCCAUCCAGGAGGAUGAAACGCCCGGAGCAGGACUACCUGAGCUCCCUGUUCAGUUCCCACGAGAAGCAGCACACGGGCGAGGAGAGCGAGCCCCCCUUCCCUCUGGCGUCCUCUCAGCAGCCCAGCAUCUCCUCCUCCCAGAGGAGGCCACGUGUCUUACCCUCCUCCCAAGGGUCCCUGUCCUCCCAGCCAAAAAAGAAGAGGUCACGCAUGGGAUUCUGAACACUGAAGGAUGGACCUUUGGGGCAAGUCAACUGUCUUUCAUUCCUUUGUUUAUCCUUCAUAAUAGCAUCAUGUGUUUGUAUGCUGCUCGGCUGGCUUUCUGGCCUUUGGUUUGAGUGGUGCUGAAGUUCAUUGAACUAUGAAAUGCCUGGUGCUUUUCCGCACAGUUUGUGUUUCUGUUUUUGUCAGGGAAUUAUUAAUGACAGUUGAACUCAUUUGUUGUACAUGUGAGUCAAGCAGGUGAAGGUUGCUUGGCGGUUAUUAAAAGUGCAGUUUUUCCCCAUUUUUGUUCAUUGUCAGAUUUCAGUUUGUUUGGGAGCCACUCUGUGGCAAGUAUUUUUUGUGCCAUUCAACAGUCAGGGCAGGAAUGUGUUGGCAUGUAUGUGUUGAGAAGCAAAUCAGUACUGUUGUUACUGACAAGUGUUGGCAAAAUUGCUCUACCUGUCAAGUAUUGUCAUAUGUAUGGAUACAAAACAAAUGUGAAGCAGUGUUUCAAAAUAGUAUUUUUAAUUUUCAUGUUUUUUAAUCCAACCAUGAGAAAACAUAACAUCAAUAAAUUAAUAUCUACAGCAUACUAUUAACAAAGCUACUUUUUUUGCUUGUU
Messenger RNA from Megalops cyprinoides (Indo-Pacific tarpon), 3775 nucleotides. RefSeq names its product TATA-box binding protein associated factor, RNA polymerase I subunit C (gene taf1c). NCBI's taxonomy places the organism in Eukaryota, Metazoa, Chordata, Actinopteri, Elopiformes, Megalopidae. The transcript is spliced from 14 exons. Bases 280 to 3171 code for a protein of 963 amino acids. Gene Ontology annotation, biological process: transcription by RNA polymerase I. Gene Ontology annotation, cellular component: fibrillar center. The record is from RefSeq and is a predicted model, not a curated record. Gene Ontology annotation, molecular function: RNA polymerase I core promoter sequence-specific DNA binding.